ACCUAACCAAUACCUCAAAAAUUUUCCUCUUUCUCGUGUAAAACAUAGAUAAAGAACAUUAUAAAUUGACUUGAUUUUUCCUCUCUCCUCAUACUUCAUUGUGAAAGUUUAUUGCGAACGUAAAAAAUGUCCGAGUGUAACGAAUUUGUGUGCAUCGUCAAAGAACAGCCUGAUGGCACAACGAGCAUCAGAAAAUUUAAAUUUGAAUGUGAGAUGAAAGAUGGCCCUCAGAAGAGUGAAGCGGAAGAGAGUAAAAAAGAAAUCAUCAGCAAGAUGGAGGUGUAUGAUUCCGAAUGGGAUGAUGAUGCCACAAUAAUACAGACAAGCAAUAGAUCCUUCGUAAGCAUACCAAACCCCUCAUCUUCACGAUGUAUUUCAAACAGAGGAAAAUCGCCUUUUGAGCUACAAGAAAUAGGAGAGAUGGAUGACAAUUAG
Molecule: messenger RNA, 435 nt
Organism: Onthophagus taurus
Lineage: Eukaryota; Metazoa; Arthropoda; Insecta; Coleoptera; Scarabaeidae
Source: RefSeq, a predicted model, not a curated record